CUGGGCUCGUCCUGAUCUCCUGCAGCAACGAAGCCCCGCAAGACCCGCAGCGCCAUGAACCCGUCCGGCCCCCCGCCCAUGCCGUUUCCCCCCGGCGGCCCUUCGAUGGUGCCUCCAGCGCCGAUGAUGGGCGCUCCGGCCAUGUAUCCGCCUGCCCCGAUGCCAGCUCCGAUCGGGAUGCCACUGGUGCCUGCCCCACGAGAGCCGAUGGCCCCACCGCCGACAGAGCCCAACAAGACGCUGUAUGUGCGAAGGCUGAAUGAGCGCAUCAACCACAAAACUCUGCUAAAGAAUCUGGAGGCCGUCUUUUCCCAGUACGGAGAGAUCGUGGAGGUUCGGGCCAAACGGAACGUGAAGCUGCGUGGACAGGCGUUCAUCACCUUCAAGACACUCGAGUCGGCCCAGAAAGCCAAACAGGAACUGCACGCCUUCCCGCUCUUUCAGAGACCCAUGGAUAUCCAGUUUGCUCGAACGCCCCACUACACCACAGUCCUGCAAGAAGGCGGCAGUAUUGAGGAGCUGAAGCAGCGUAGAGAGCAGAUGAAACUUGAGCGCGAAAAGGAGGCCCAGAAGAUCAAGACCGAGAUCAUCGAGGAGCAGCUGCCGCCCAACAGUCUGCUAUUCGUCGAGAACUUCCCCGAGGGCACCACCUCAGAGAUCGUCACCGAUCUGUUCAAACAAUUCCCUGGCUUCAAGGAAGUCCGCAUGCUCACUCGCAAGGGCGAGCCGAUUGCAUUCGUCGAGUACGAGAACGAGUUCUUUGCAACCGAGGCCAAGGUGCGCCUGCACGGCUGCAAGAUCACCGAAACCCACGAGAUCAAGGUCACCUAUGCCAAAAAGUAGAGCCCACAAGGUCCACCGGCCUGAUCCUCGUCCUGGUCCUCGUCCUGAUCGUCCUGAUCGCAGCCAUACCUCGUCCAUCCGACUGCUCCCGAUCCCGUUCGAGCACCGACGUGGGUCGAUGAGGACGACAGUUCCAUCGAUUGCAUUUGGAAUAUACGUGAGCUCAAGCCUGCUCUCGCUGUCGAACGCUGUUAAUACAUUCCCUUUUGAAUCAGGCA
Messenger RNA from Polychytrium aggregatum, 1061 nucleotides. RefSeq lists its product as uncharacterized. Gene Ontology annotation, molecular function: U1 snRNA binding. The record is from RefSeq and is a predicted model, not a curated record. Lineage: Eukaryota; Fungi; Chytridiomycota; Chytridiomycetes; Polychytriales. The transcript has 6 exons. Gene Ontology annotation, cellular component: U1 snRNP. Gene Ontology annotation, biological process: mRNA splicing, via spliceosome. The coding region runs from base 55 to 843 and encodes 262 amino acids.